AGUAAUAUGCAAGUGAAAUGGUAUGACUGUGGACGGUUAGUAGCUUCCCAAGAAAAAGCCGUGCAGCAAAAAGUAGGCGACAGAAAUGAAAAAGAAAAAGAAAUUAUUGAACGGUUUACCGAAAAUCUCAAUAAAAACGCCAAAGUUAAUGAGUUGGCGGUAAUUGGACGUGAAGGGGAAAUUAAGCAAUUAAUUUACGUCUUGUCGCGAAUGAUGAAAAAUAAUCCAUUGCUGAUUGGCUAUCCUGGGGUAGGGAAAACAGCUUUGGUAGAGGGAUUAGUCCAAAGAAUCAAACAAGAACAAGUUCCCGAUUAUUUAAAAGGCAAAACUGUUUAUCAACUUGAUAUGAUUUCGCUAAUGGCCGGAACUAAGUUCCAGGGUGAAUUGGAAGAAAGAUUAAAAACUAUCUUCAAUUUCAUGGCUCAGCCAGAAAAUAACGCUAUCCUUUUUAUUGAUGAAAUACAUUUGAUUGUGGGAGCCGGUCGUAAUCAGGGAGCACUUGAUAUUUCUAAUCUCCUCAAACCGAUGCUUUCCCGGGGUGAAAUUCAAUGUAUCGGAGCAACAACCCAAGAAGAAUAUCGACAAUAUAUUGAAAAAGAUGGGGCAUUAGUGCGCCGUUUUAGUAAUAUAGUAGUACCUGAACCGAGUCAGGAGGAUACAUUAAGAAUUUUGCAGGGCAUUCGCAAUUAUUUUGAGAUUUAUUACGAGUUGAAAAUCUAUGACGAGUCAUUAAUGGCGGUAGUGAGGUUUUCGCAACGUUAUUUAACAACAACUUAUUUGCCCGACAAAGCCAUUGAUUUACUGGACGAAACUUGUGGGAGAUUAGAAAUAAAUAUGGCAGCGCUUCGAGAAGAAAAAAGUAAUGAAGUAAAGGAAUUUUCUCUCCAACAAGAAAUAAAAAAUCAGAGAAAAAAAUUAGAAGAAUUAUUAGAGUUAGAUAAGAAAGAAAAUAAAAUUAUUCGGGAGUUGAAUAAAGUCAAGCGAGAAUUAGCCCAAGUCGAAAAGGAGUUGAUUAUUUAUGAAGAAAAAGAAAUUGACUUCACCAAAGCGGCCGAGCGAAGAUAUUCCAUCAUACCUUCUCUAAAAGAAAAAGUCAAGCAAUUAGAAGAAGAAGCGAGCGAUAAUGUAUUAAGAAAAUAUUUCAUCAAUCAGGAAGAUAUUGCUUUAACGAUUGCUCGGAAAUAUGAUUUGCCAGUGGGAAGAAUUUUGGCUGAUGAACAACAAAAAUUGCAUUUUCUUCCUGUUAUUUUUCAAGAGAGAGUAAAAGGACAAAACCAAGCUUUGCGUACAGUUGCUGACGCUAUUUUUCGGGCCCGAGCCGGGGUUCAGGACCCACAUCGUCCUUUGGCGUCAUUUUUGUUUGUUGGGCCAACGGGUGUGGGCAAGACCGAAGUGGCUUUAACCAUUGCCGAACAACUUUUCGACCAAAAAAAAAAUCUUAUUCGUUUAGAUAUGACUGAGUUUUCAGAACCUCAUUCAGUUAGCAAGCUUAUUGGUUCUCCACCCGGCUAUAUUGGCUUUGAAGAACGACCGCGGCUAGAAAUUAUUCGGGAGCGAAUGAAUAGCGUAGUGCUUUUUGAUGAAAUAGAGAAAGCUAACUCUGAGGUUAUUAACAUUCUCUUACAAAUACUUGAUAAUGGUUUCCUUACUUUGGCUAAUGGUCGAGAGGUUAAUUUUCGUAAUACCAUCAUCAUUUUGACUACUAAUUUAGGUUCCGAGUUGUAUUUUGAGGGUAAGGAAAUGAAAGAAAUAAAAGAGGAGUUGGACUUCGAAUUAAAAAAUCAUUUUCGUCCGGAAUUUCUCAACCGACUUGAUGAAAUAGUUUUCUUUAAUUCUUUAACACCAGAAGUCAUUAGAGAAGUUAUUAAUAAGGAACUGGAAUUAUUCAUUCGCCGUAUCUCUCAGGAGAAAAAUGUUAAAUUGCGAUAUGGUGAGGAAAUAGUAGAAAAAAUCCUCCGCGAGGCUUAUUCUCCGGAGUAUGGUGCUCGUCCGAUUAAGCAUUAUAUCGAGAAAAAAAUUGGUACCUUGGUCGGGCGGGGGAUUAUUUCUCAGUUUCUCCACUUUGUAAGUAUGAGUAAAAACAAAAAGUUAGAAAAGGAAUUAAAUAAUUCACAAAAAUCACCCGAGGGUUCACCAAAUUCUCCUCGUGAUCAGCAAAAAAAAACUGAAGAGGGUUCCGAAAAUAGGGAUAAUAAAAAAAAAAGUAUAGAAAAUGAUAAGCAAAUGGAAAUCAGCGAGGUGUUAAAAUAUGGUAAUGAAGGAUUAUUGUCACAACUCCUCUCCUUUCCUGAUAAUUACGAAAGAGCUCUGCAAGUUAGUCAGAACGAGUCCGACCCCAAAAUUCAAAAAAAAAUUCAAGACUUUCUAACAGGGUUUCAAAUAAUUUUGACCGAGUUUCGCAAUGUUUUGCAAAGACGAGGGGUAGAAGAAAUUAAAAUUACUCCCUUAAAGGAUACUUUUGACAGCAAGUUUCAUGAGGCAUUGGAAGUUGUAGAAAAUAAUGAUUAUCCUGACGGAACCAUUUUACAAGUUUUACAAAAAGGUUAUAAAAUUCAUGAUCGGGUUUUGCGCCCGGCCACGGUGAAAAUUAGUAUUGACCUGGGGACCACUAAUUCUUGUGUGGCGGUUAUGGAGGGAAAAGACUCCAAAGUUAUCCCAAAUAAGGAGGGGAAAAAUACUACUCCUUCGGUGGUGUUUUUCGAUGAAAAGGGCGAAAGAGUUUUAGCAGUCGGACAAGCUGCUAAAAAACAAGCGAUUGUCAAACCCAAGCAAGUGGUUUUUGAGGCAAAACGGCUGAUUGGUCGGAAAUUUACUGACUCAGAAGUGCAAGAGUUUCGGAAAAUUGCUCCCUUCGAAAUUAUCUCGGGUAAAAACGGCGAUGCUUACAUUAAAGUGGGUGAAAAAGAGUAUCCACCGCAACAAAUUUCGGCUUUUGUUCUGCAAGCUUUGAAGGAAGUGGCCGAAGAGUAUUUGGGGGCAAAGGCUAAAAAAGCAGUAAUCACGGUCCCAGCUUACUUCAACGAUGCGCAACGACAUGCUACCGAAGAUGCGGGAAAAAUCUCUGGCUUGGGAGUGGAGAGAAUUAUCAAUGAGCCAACGGCCGCGGCCUUGGCUUAUGGAAUUGAUAAAAAUAAGCAACUUCACACUAUUGCCGUCUUUGACUUAGGAGGUGGAACUUUCGAUAUUUCCAUUAUUGAAAUCAAUGAAGGAGUUUUUGAAGUAAAAGCGACUAAUGAGGAAGGAAUUGACCUCCAAAAAGAUAAAAUGGCACUGCAACGUUUAAAAGAAGCCGCUGAAAAUGCUAAGCAUGAAUUAUCUUCAUUAGAAGAAGUGGACAUCUCACUUCCCUUCAUCUCGGCUGAUGCUGCCGGUCCCAAGCAUUUCCAAAAAAAGCUUUCCCGGAAAAAAUUUGAAGAACUGGUGGCUGACCUUUUGGAAAAAUUGGUUUCCCCGUGCGAGAAAUGUAUUGCCGAUGUCAAAAAAAAGGAUGACAAAUUUGCCAAAAAAAGCAUUGAUGAAGUUAUUUUAGUAGGCGGAAUGACCCGCAUGCCGGCAGUGCAAAAGAAAGUAGAAGAAAUUUUUGGCAAAGAACCAAAUAAAUCAGUCAAUGCCGAUGAAGCAGUAUCUCUCGGAGCAGCUAUUCAAGGCGGAGUAUUAGCCGGCGACACCAAAGAUAUUCUUUUAUUGGAUGUUACCCCACUCUCUUUGGGAAUUGAGGUGCAGGGUGGUAAUAAUGAUGUAAUUAUUCCUCGUAAUACCACUAUCCCAACUAAGGCAACUCGGGUUUAUUCGACCGCAGAAGACAAUCAGCCUAGCGUUCAUGUUCGCAUUCUUCAAGGGGAAAGACCAAAAGCUUUGGACAAUAAAGUGUUAGGAACUUUCGAGUUAUCCGGCAUUCCACCGGCUCCCCGCGGUGUUCCCCAAAUCGAAGUUACUUUUGAUAUUGAUGCUAAUGGUAUAGUUAGUGUUUCGGCGAAAGACAAGAAAACUGGCAAGGACAACAAAACUACUAUUAAAGAUGCGAGUGGUUUAAGCAAGGAGGAAAUCGAAAAAAUGAUUAGAGAAGCCGAAGAAAAUAAGGAAAAAGAUGAAGAAUACAAAGCGAAUUCUGAAUUACUAAAUCGUGCCCAAACUUAUUGUCACACUUUUGAAAAACAAAUUGAAGAGUUUAAAAAAAAUAAGGAUUUCAACGAAAAUGAUGAAAGUUUCAAAAAGUUUGAAGAAAU
This is a messenger RNA of Ambispora gerdemannii, 4226 nucleotides long. The record is from the annotation of a GenBank genome assembly. Lineage: Eukaryota; Fungi; Glomeromycota; Glomeromycetes; Archaeosporales; Ambisporaceae.